AGGAACCGGCACGACAAUCUUCAACGCAGGAUAAUCAGAAAAUCUGAAAUAUUAUUUUACGAGUAAAAUUGUCGAAAACGUCGUUCCUAUUUAGCCGGUUGUGUUUGCAAUGUUACAGCUUAGGUUCUCGGGGGCUUUAAAGGAAUUUUACAAACCCAGUCUAAGACGCAUUUUAAAAAGUAAUACGGAUAAUAAAACACCACGAUGCACACCAUUUAGGCGCCUUCUGUGCACCCAGACAGACGCGACCAGCCAAGCCCAGAAAAAUGCGCUCGGCAGCGAUGCGGCUACGGAGAAGAGAAGGAAGGCAGGCAUUUUGCCCAGCCUGGAAGAUCUGCUGUUCUACACCAUUGCAGAGGGCCAGGAGAAAAUUCCGGCUCACAAAUUCACCACGGCAUUGAAAUCCACUGGUCUGCGUACUGGCGACCCUCGUCUUAAGGAAUGCAUGGAGAUGUUAAAGGUCACCGUUAAAACCACUUCAGAUGGCGCUCUGGAUCGACAUCUCUUCAAAAAAUGCGUGCAGAGCAACAUCGUGCUGCUCACUCAGGCUUUCCGCAAGAAGUUCGUCAUUCCCGACUUUCAGUCGUUCACGUCUCACGUCGAUCAAAUUUACGAGAGCGCUAAAUCCCUUUCGGGUGGCCAGGUGGCAGAUUACAUUCCUCAGCUAGCAAAAUUCAGCCCAAAUCUCUGGGCGGUUUCCCUCUGCACUGUAGAUGGUCAACGAUACACUGCAGGUGAUACGAAAGUUCCCUUCUGUCUGCAGUCGUGUGUGAAACCAUUAAAAUAUGCAAUCGCGGUUCACGACCACGGCACAGAAUACGUUCACCGUUUUAUAGGGAAAGAGCCCAGCGGUCUUCGAUUCAACAAACUGUUCCUAGAUGAAGAUGAUAAGCCUCACAAUCCCAUGGUAAACGCUGGUGCCAUAGUUUGCACCUCCCUCCUCAAGCAACGUGUAAGCAACGCUGAGAAGUUUGACUAUGUGAUGAACUUUAUGAAGAAGUUGGCCGGAAAUGAGUAUGUCGGUUUCAGCAAUGCAACGUUUCAGUCAGAGAGAUUGUCAGGUGACAGAAACUUUGCCAUUGGUUACUACUUGAAAGAGAAGAAGUGUUUCCCCGAGGGCACUGAUAUGAACUCCAUCCUGGACCUUUACUUCCAGUUGUGCUCCAUUGAGGUGACCUGUGAGAGUGCCAGUGUAAUGGCAGCUACCCUCGCAAACGGUGGUUUUUGUCCAAUCACUGGCGAGCGCGUGCUGAACCCUGAGGCCGUACGGGACACGCUGAGUCUCAUGCACUCCUGCGGCAUGUACGACUUCUCCGGACAGUUCGCUUUCCAUGUUGGUCUUCCGGCUAAAUCAGGUGUUUCCGGAGGUAUCUUGCUGGUGGUGCCCAAUGUGAUGGGCAUCAUGUGUUGGUCUCCUCCUCUGGACAAACUGGGAAAUAGCGUGCGAGGCAUUCAGUUCUGCACGGAUUUGGUUCAACUCUUUAAUUUCCAUAACUAUGAUAACUUGCGCCAUUUUGCCAAGAAACUGGAUCCACGCAGAGAAGGCGGAGACCAACGGCAGCAGCAGCCUCUCGGACCGCUGGACUAUACGAGUCUACAGAAGGAACUCGCGCUCACUGACAAAGUGUGGAAAAAAGUCUGUCCUUCCGAAACGGAUGGAGACAGUUCCACCUCUGUAGUCUAUAGGAUGGAGGGCAUGGUGGAGCGAAACUAGAAGAGACAACUGCCCCACCCCACCCCAAACACACCCACUUUCUUGUUUUGUCAUCCAUCAGCUAAUCAUUUCCUUUGUUUUAUCAGUAUUUCCUGUAUUGAGUUUUAAGGCCACAUCCACACUAAUAUGUAAGUAUGUCCAUUAUGGCUCGUGUUUAAGAAAAGAACACUCAACAGUGCGUUAGUCGUAACAACACGUUACAAGAGGCCGAGAGGAGUGCCAUGUCCUAUUCUAGUCCCUUUAAUAUGAAGAGACAUCUGGUUUAUAAGUAAGCCAUUUGUAGGUUACCAUUCAGAAGUGUAAAUACAUUUGUGGUUCUGUGGCACUUUAAAACUUUCUCUAUUUAUUGGAGCAGCCUGACAUCUCCACAUUGACGAGGGAAGUGUUUAAACCAACAGUGAUGAUUUUUGCAAUUUAUUUGGUGAAACUAGUGGCACAGAGAUUGCACACAACAGCUUUAAAAUGUUACAAUUAUGUUAGAAAAACAAUGCUGCGUUCACAUAAUUUUGGAUUUACUGUAAUUACGAGAUUUCGGCUUGUUAAAACCAUUCACACCUUCGUCAAACUUGGAAACUAGGAAUUUUAUGAACAUUCCGACCUGACGGAACUUUUACGAUUUUGUUCGCCAGACUCGGAAAGUCUGAGGCCACAUCAACAUUAAUACAUUCUUGUUUGAAAACGCAUGAAUUGUGCAACGUUUACGUCUCUCAUCCACACUAGAACGUCUUUUUCCUUCACUGAAAAUUAAGCGUUUCGAAAAUGCUCUCAAUUAUAACGUACUUCGAAAAAAUAUGAUGUUAAAGGUCACACAUACCUUCACACGGCGAAAUUCCUCGGGCAAAAUACAGUCAUCUCAAUGGGAAUUCGCUCAAUCUUGAAAUUCACGUGACGGAGUUCAAGUUUGGUGAACUUUACGCAAACUUUCGCCACAUUGACCAAAUGCUUGAUUUGGCAGUGACCUCUGUGUGGGCGGUGCUUCAUGUACUGCUAUAUGUAAUUCUGAAUAUUCACAAUGGACAAGGAUAUCGUUUUAGUGGCAAGUUUCUUUUCAAUUUCACCCUGCCAGAGUAUGAAGUGCAGCAUUAUUCACAUUAAUGCGGUAAGGCGUGGUCACACAUACCUGUGCACGGUGAAAUUCCGCAGGUGAAGAUGAUGUGGACCGCAGGGGCGGAGCAAGGAGUUUUUCAAAAGGGUGGCCAGGCAGGGGCAAGCGAUCAGUCUGUGGUGGCACAGAAA
Xyrauchen texanus (razorback sucker) is the source of this 2950-nucleotide messenger RNA. RefSeq names its product glutaminase kidney isoform, mitochondrial-like. Gene Ontology annotation, biological process: L-glutamine catabolic process. NCBI's taxonomy places the organism in Eukaryota, Metazoa, Chordata, Actinopteri, Cypriniformes, Catostomidae. The record is from RefSeq and is a predicted model, not a curated record. Bases 110 to 1714 code for a protein of 534 amino acids. The transcript has 15 exons. Gene Ontology annotation, molecular function: protein binding; glutaminase activity.